Messenger RNA from Venturia canescens, 2176 nucleotides. RefSeq names its product microtubule-associated proteins 1A/1B light chain 3A-like. Bases 373 to 783 code for a protein of 136 amino acids. The record is from RefSeq and is a predicted model, not a curated record. Gene Ontology annotation, molecular function: microtubule binding; ubiquitin protein ligase binding. Lineage: Eukaryota; Metazoa; Arthropoda; Insecta; Hymenoptera; Ichneumonidae. The transcript has 4 exons. Gene Ontology annotation, biological process: autophagosome assembly; autophagy of mitochondrion; autophagosome maturation. Gene Ontology annotation, cellular component: autophagosome membrane; autophagosome; cytosol.
UUAGAGGGGCAAAAGAGAAUCUUUGGUGAAACGCAGGAGUGAUUCUCUAAUGCGCGUAAACUUUUCUAGUGUUCGUUUAGAUUUAGCUUCGUCGAGUUCUUAAAUUCUAUCAACAAUCGUCGACUGUAGUGCAAUUAAAUAAUAACGUUCGGUAGUCUCGUUUUGUUGGGGUGAAAAAAUCAAUCAGCUGAUCUGACGUAGCGCUACUCGCAAACGACAGAGACAAAUUCGCGACUUUUUUGCCACCACUUAGAAACGAUUACGUUGCUGAUAUCAUUGUCAAAAGCCAACUACGACUCUGUGACAAACGAAAUAUUUCUACGUCGCAGAAAAUAAAGGGAUACUUGUUUCGAACGGAUUCAAUCCGUCGAGAUGAGCGUGCCUCACAAAUCCUUCAAGGAAAAGCGGACUUUUGCUCAACGUAUCGCCGAUGUGGAAUUAAUACGACAACAGCAUCCCAACAAAAUUCCCAUAAUAGUGGAACGUUAUUACGGAGAGAAACAAUUACCUCUUUUGGAUAAAUCCAAAUUUCUCGUUCCUGAUCACCUGACAGUUGCUGAACUCAUCAAAAUAAUAAGACGCAGAUUACAACUUCACCCUACACAGGCCUUCUUUGUCCUUGUAAAUCAACGGAGUAUGGCCAGUGGAAGUACUACAAUGGCUCAGCUUUAUCAACAAGAAAAAGAUGCUGAUGGCUUCCUUUAUAUGGUAUUUGCCAGCCAGGAAGUCUUUGGUGAAGAUUUUCCAAAUCAACCAUCCUACUUGAGGACCACCCUUAAGUGAAGAGUGGGAGUACCAAACGUUUGGGGUGCAUCUUGAUAAGGAUCUGAAGCUUACCACAAAAUUUCGCUAGUUGGCUGCGUGUUUGUCGAAAGUACCCCGACGUUGAAAUGGCAAAGAUGGAAUAAGCAAAUUAUUUAUAUGACUCAACGAUCAUUGUCAGAUCGAAUUGUAUAAGAAAAAAAAUGGAGAGAGAGAGAGAGAGAGAGAGCUACGCACUCUGGAGACAAUUGAUUGCAGGAUGAAGAAUAAGAUUUGCAACUUCGAGAGUAAAUUUGAAAAUAAAUAAUGCCCGAGUUGAAUAUCGUUAGAUCGUAGAAUAAUUUAGAAAAGACAGUUGGAGGGUGAAAAUUCUUGACCAUCGUACGAUAUAUUAAUACAAGGAACAAUAUCAUUUCGACCGAAAAUUUAAGUAUUCUAAAGGGGAUCGAUGUAAUUUUCGCUCGUACAGGACACGUGUAAUCAGAAAAUUCUUGGCACCAAGACUUUUCGAAUAUAUAAGUUACUGAUGAAACGAUAAAAUGGAAGAGAAUAAUAAAAUAGCAGAAAUCGACGAAUGAACAAGUCGCGUGUCUUCAUGUACAAAUAUUUUUCACUGAAUCACAAAAAUGGGACAAGCUUGCAAUUCAAUGUGGUUGACACGUGCCUUUGCAAGUGAAUUUGCAAAAGCACUUUCGUAUUCGUUUAAACUAAUGUGAACGAUGGGGCUCUUCACUCGAGGAUGUUAUACGACGUGGAUGAAUAUUUAAUAAAAAAAAAAAGCACAUCUGCUUAGCAAAUCAUUUGCGAUAAUAAUCAAUAGUUAAGUGUAACGUAUGUGUAAUCCUCGCCAGUUUAACGAGUUGAUAUAUGUUACGUGAAUAUAUAAUCAUAAUCGCGAUGAAAGUGGAAGAGGUCCAAUUCAUGAAAAUAUUUAAAUAUCUAUCAUGUUUAUGUACAUACUUAUAAUAUCGGCGGAGAAUAUGUGUUUUUUUCAUUAAAAAGAAAAAUUAAAAGUAUGAGUACCUUAUUUUUAAUAUUUCCGAGUGUUUGUACAAAUUUUCAACGAAGAUAAAAUGUAGGAUGAUUUUUUUUCCAUUUCUAAUGAUCUUGCAUAACACGAGAAAAAUGGUGACAUAAUUAAAAACUUAAGACAUUUUAAAAAUCCAAAAUUAUUUCUGUACUGAAAAAAAAAAUUCAACCACAUCGAUUUAUGAAAGAAUACAAGGGACUAGAAAUAUAAAUUCUAUUAAAUUUCCUUGUAUUGAGCUAUACUUGUUUCCGCUCAUAAACCCUAUAGUUUUAUUGCUAGGGAGCCUUUCUUUCGAGGAACAGUAGCAAUUGCGGUGUAUUACGGUAAUAGAAAGUUGAAAUUAUUGUGCUUUUUAUUUGAAGAAAUAAAUAUGAAAAGUCAAUA